Messenger RNA from Ailuropoda melanoleuca (giant panda), 2986 nucleotides. RefSeq names its product SPATA31 subfamily F member 1 (gene SPATA31F1). The record is from RefSeq and is a predicted model, not a curated record. The transcript has a single exon. Lineage: Eukaryota; Metazoa; Chordata; Mammalia; Carnivora; Ursidae. The annotation marks the transcript as partial.
CCAGGACUGGCUUCCUCAGGAGGGAAGUGUGAGGCGCCUCCUGUGUGCAGAUACCUGCUGCGAAAUCUGCAAUGCCAUGGCUCUGGAGAUUCAGCAGUUGCUGGCGGGUGAGAACACCCUGAUCUCUCCCCCUUCAUCGGGGCCAUCGCAGGGCUCCUCUUGCCUAGAGAUUUUGUCCGUGUCUUUCCAUCAGAGUCUACAGCAACAUUCCGUACACUCCAAAGCACUUGCACUUCAAUCUGCAACCCCCCCAGUGUUGCAAUUAGUGGAUCAGAAAUCCUUAACACAGUCAGCUGUCCAGUCAGCUGGUACAGUCAGGAUCCAUGAUUGCUGCGCUGAACACCUCCAGCUGGGGCAGGGAUUUCAAAUUCCAGAGGUGCCCAGGGGCCCAGAGACUUUAUGUUGUUCAAGAUUUGAGGAGCCUACGGUUCCAGUAAACCAGCAGGAGAUGAUGCAGAGUAGCCCCGGCCUUGUCUGUGGAAACCAAGGGCAACAGCCCUUGAAUUCCCAGGUGUCUCUGCAGACCCUGAACCAAGAAAUCACUACCCUGACACACCCUAUGGCCUUGCAUAUGGUUACUGUCCUCCCUGCCCACCUGCCAUUCCUCAGUCCUGAAGUCCUGAGGCUUCUUGAGGUACAUGUGAAAAAAUGGAUGCAUUUCCAGAGGUGGGGGCUACCCAGACGUGUGGAGGAGUCCCUGAGGCAGCUUAUGCCAAACCCACCGUUGUUUUACCAACCUGUAAAUAACCAACCAGUUUCUUUCAUCCAGAAGAAUACUUCUAAGUUCUCUAUUGAAAAAUUUGGGACGUAUUCCUACCAGACCUGGGGUUCAUGUAUGGCCAGCCAGCCUACCCAGGCCUUCUGGGUUUCUGAAUGGUCCAUUAUGGAUCCAGAACAAAGACACCACCAGCAGCAAAUCCCAAACCAUAUGGCUCUGGCUUUGCCCUCUCCAGCCCUUAAAGACUCAAGUGGCCUCUAUGCACUUCCUGGGUACAAGGAUCAUGACACAGUGGGCCAUCUGCAGCAGAAAUACAGCCAGCUAUUCUGUGGACUCCCUUCUCUGCAUAGUGAGUCCCUGGUUAACACCUUCUUAGGCUCUCAAAGUUUUUCCACGAAUGGGAGCAUGCCCAAGCAUCCCUUGAAGGAUCCUCUUCUCUUUAAGGAACUCUCCAUCCUCCCUCUGCUACCUAAAACUCCACCGCAAUCAGCCACAACCUCUUCCCCAACUUCCCCAAAUUGGGUCAUUCAAUCUGACUACCAACAACCUCAAAUCAGUGUCCCAUUUCUGACUCUGGCCGAGUGUGAUGCCUUGGAAUGGCACCUGCUGCAGAGGCAGCUCCAGCUUCAGUGGGGCUUGCCAGCUGCUUUCCAGAGACCUCAGCACACCCAGAACCCCAUGCAGUACAAGCCCUGUGGCAAAACCCAGUUUCCUGAGACAGUGAAAACUUCCUGGCCAGUGAAGCCCAUCACAGUCCUCACUAGGGAACUAGUCUUUUUCCCAGAGCAUGCCCGGAGGCUGCUAGAAUUCCACCUCCAGCGGCAGUUGAUUCACCAUCGCUGGGGCCUGCCCCAAAAGAUCCAGGAGUCCAUCCAAUUGCUCCUGUCCCCCACUGAUCAGUCGACUCUGUCCUGGAGCAGCACAGCCCUAGCCAACGUGCAUGUUUCCCAACCCACAGCUCUAGAGGCUGCUGGGGCCGGUGACUCAUUCCCACCCAUCACAGACCCAGUGUCAGUCCCCAUGCCACACUUGUUUGACCAGGCCAAGGCAAUAUUGCAGAGCCACAUCAACUCCAAAUGUGGGCAGAUUCACCAGGGCAAGGUGCCUGCUCGUGUAUAUAGCUCUUGGCAGUGCAUAAUCCCCGGGGGCCUGCAAGUGGCUCCCUUCACCUGCAUCCCAGAAAGCAAGCCCCUGGAGCUACAGGCAGCAACUGACCCUGCCCUACAACAGAAAGCUGUGCCCUGGAUACCAACGGCCCUUGAUCAACAGCAACAAGUCUCACCAGGUGCUGUCACUGAACACCCUAAGCUGCCCCAAGCCCUGUCCGAGGGAGCCAUUGAGAAACUGGAGACAACUUUGCGGCACAAGUACCUGGCCUUCUUGUCAGGGCUGCCUUCUCUUUAUUAUGUGGCUCUCUCUAGCGCCAAGGCACCAGCAAUCUCUACCCAAGCUGUAAUCACAGGAAUGGUGCCUGGACCUGGUGAAUUCCCAACUGAACCUCUGACUCAGAUGAUCUCAACUGAAGAGCAGUGUCUGAGUCCUAGGCCAUGCUUUCAAGAUGCCAACGAGACUUGUGCAGACAUUGCAGAUGAACUCCAGGUUGAAGAGCAGGCGGAAGAAAUGAUCAAGACGGUGCCUCUAGAAAGCCAGGCAGAGGUCUCUGGGCCCUGCACACCCAAGAAACCCUCCUUAGCCAAACUAAAUUUCCAUCUAAGAAAGAAGAUCCUAGAGAUACAACUGGGAAUUCCCAUAAAGGCAAGGUUGUCCAGAGAACAAACUGUAGCAACCCCAGACAACACAUCCACACAGGAGUCUCUGGGGAGUCUAAACAACCAAGGGAAAACAUUGCUCCAGGAUCUCCCCAUCACACCAGACACUCCUCGUGUCCCAGAUCCAGAAUGGCUCCACCUUAAAGAACAGCUGGUCCUUGAGUUAAAGACAGUGCAACAGAACCGGAAGCAACCUAGUUCAAGAGCAGUACCUCAUGGUUCUGCCCACUGGGCCUCUAAGAUCUCACAACCCAGUGGGGACAUGACAGAGGCCCAGGUGCUUUGUGUUCAGUUGGAGGCCAGGGUGAACAGACCCAACCUGGAGGAGCCCUGGAGCCCUGAGCCCCAAAGCCCUGGCCACAGCAAGGACUCAGCCCAAGUCCCCAUGCCGGCAGAAAAGAGAGAGGACCCAGGGAAACCCAAAUUGGCAGGGGACCACGGAGAAGGGGAUGCAGGGUUUGCACACUCCUCUACAAGAGACAUAAGCCACCCUGAUGAA